AUUUUGACUUGGGUGUUGAAAAAAUCCAAAUAGGCUCAGAAAUAGCCUGAUUAGUCAAGUUGAAUGGCUAAAACACGAUAUUGAGGUAAAUGACUCUCUCUUUCAUGUUCUUAAGUGCCAAGAGGUGGUCGUUCCUGUCUACUCGUGCAUGAGAGAGCGUCGUUUGGGUAAUUUUGUGAAGUCAUCGAUUGUAGCCAUGAUAUUCCUCUUCAUCGUCUACUCCAUCAUCGGAUGCUUCGGAUACCUGACAUUCGGAGCCAAUGUGACACACAAUGUCAUGAAGAUGUACAACGCAGACGAUCCUUUCGUGAUGGUGGGCGUCUUUGCACUCAUCAUCAAAAUGGUUGCCACCUAUCCCAUACUCGCCACUUGCGGAAG
Molecule: messenger RNA, 378 nt
Organism: Parasteatoda tepidariorum (common house spider)
Lineage: Eukaryota; Metazoa; Arthropoda; Arachnida; Araneae; Theridiidae
Source: RefSeq, a predicted model, not a curated record